UCUAUAUCUAUAUCUUUAUAUCUGUAUCUACAAACACACCUUGCUCUCUCCUCUCUCGGUACCAGUGGUUUUCAGCACUGUUUCAUUUGUGGACCCCUUUGGACAUGUGGAAUGGAGGUGCGGACCACUUUGAAUUGUGUUCUUGAAAAAAGUGCAUGUGCUUCGGAGGUGGAGAAGGACAUGAGGAGUCAACGGACCUGGGAUCCCACUGAUCAGAAUGAAACAGAUGUUGAAAGAUUUUUCAAAUCUAUUGUUAGUUAUGCUCUGGGAUUAUGUCCUCCAUGAAGUGGAGUGUCUUCUCUUGGAGCGACCAGGUCACAUAGCCUUAAGCAACGACACAGUGUCCGUUAAAUUUCAGUACCACAACAAUGGUAAUAUGACAGCAAAGAAUGUAUUCAUCCUAUUGUUGGAUGCCACUGACCAGACCAUUGCGAAAAAACAGCUUCCAGCUCACCAGUCACAGGGGAUGGUAGCAUUUGAGUGUUUUCAUUUCAAGAGUGCUGGGAAUUAUCGAGUCAAAAUGACCUCUGAGACUGAUAAUGGAUCUGAUGUACGGUGGAGUGGAGGAACUGCACUCCUAAGUGUAGAGUGGCCUGUAUUUCACAUAGACUUGAACAGGACAUCCAAUGGGCCUGGGAGCUCCUUGCAGGUUGGACUCUUCACUAAUGAACAGCUGUGUGCUAUGAAUGAGACAGCGUUUUUACUACAGGUGAUAUUCUCCAGCAACCUCUAUGAACUGGGAAGAUUGAGUACUGAGGCGGCACUGGGGAUGAGAACUAGCAAAAUAAUCUUUCUUGCGAGGUCCCAGUGGGUGGAGUUUGAUUGCCUACUUACUGGCCAAGAAGCAUAUGUCACUGUGUUACUGAAAUCAGUAGAGACUGGUUUGGUUAUCACCUCAACUGGACCUAUAGACCUUGCCCACAAAUUUGGAUAUCAACUGGUCAUGGCACCAGAAGUGCUGUGCAAGUCUUCAGUUCAGGUGUUUGUAGUCUCCCCUCCGUGCACUUCUAUCAGCGGGAAGAUGGCUGUCUAUAAGGAUGCUCUCAGGCAUCCUGGAGAGAGACCAACCUGGCUGGAAGAAAACAUUCUGAAUCCAGGGAACAACAGAACCGAAUUUAACUGUACUUUGUUUGACAUGGGAAAAAACAAAUACUGUUUUGACUUUUUUAACCUUUCAAGCCGAAGCCACUUCUUUCCAAGAGUCACAGAAUGUAUGGUGAUCCAGAGGAACAUGGAAACAUGGAGCAUGUGGCAGCCCUGGAGUCCGUGCAGCGUGACCUGUGGGGAUGGCAUGCGGGAGCGACACAGAGAAUGUCUCUCAUCACUGCCAGCAGAACCAGGCUGUGCUGGCUCACCAAAAGAGGCUUCACUGUGUUCUCUAGAGGAAUGCUCUUCUAUAAAGCCUCCAACACCACCAUCCACCCAGAUGGGAGAGGACCAGAAAGCUAAUAAUAUAGUCACCAUUACGGGCAUCUCCUUGUGCUUGUUUAUAAUCUUUGCCACCGUGCUGAUCACACUGUGGAGGAAGCUGUGCAGGGCUCAGAAGUGCAGUGCCUCCAUGCAGCGUAAUCCCAUCCACUCGCCCAGCUUCCGGAAGAACUCCGAUGAGGAGAACAUCUGCCAAGGGAGCAAGCAGCGGGAAAGCUUUUCUGAGGGAGGCGAGGCACCUGUGAACAUCCCUCUGACCUACAGGAGGAGCCUGCAGUUUGCUCAAGACGAUGACACCUCUGGCAGUGAGAAUAUUCAGGCGAAUGCUCAGAAAAUAAUCCCUCCCAUUUUCAGCUACCGCCUUGCACAGCAGCAGCUGAAGGAGAUGAAAAAGAAAGGCCUGACUGAAACCACAAAGGUGUAUCAUGUAUCUCAGGCUCCUCUGACUGACACAGUUGUUGAUGCCACUGCAGUGCUACCCUUGGGCCCAGAAAACCAAGAGGAGGCUGCUGCAAACAAAUUUAGGAUCAAAUCUCCAUUCCUGGACAAGCGGGUCACUCAGCCCAGAUUUCCAGGGGACAGGUCUAAUUCAAGGAUGGAUUUUAUGCUCUCACAAAGCAACCCUGCUAUGAGCCCAACUCAGACCAUGAUAAGGCGAGCUCACCUGAAACUCCAGGACAACAGAGGGGAGCAGCUGGACAGAGGCGGUCACAAGAACAUUCAAUUUAGAAGAACAGCCAGCUUCCAUGAGACUAAAAAGGCCAGGCCCUUCAGGGAAAGGAGCAUGUCCACCCUAACCCCGCGGCAGGCUCCCCUCUACAGUUCCAGGACCAGAACAUGGGAUGAGGGUCUGGGAGACAGGAUCCGGCCUAAAUUUAGAGGUGCCAAUACAACUUCGGAAAGGCUUGAUCUGUCACCUACCACUGUGUUAACGUGUGAACCACAGAGCUAUGGCACAAAGCAUCAGCACAAAGGGGGCCCUCCAAUGAGGAAGCUGGAUCUGAUCAGUGACCGUCAGCUUGUAGGUCAGGAGAAAGGACCAGGCAGACCAGAACUGAACAGAAGAAAGAGAGGCCCGUCACCAAAUCACAGAGGGUCUUGGAAGAAAGAAACUAUUUCAGCUCUCCAAGAUAAGCAGAGAAGCGCUGCAAUUAGCCCUGCUCAGUACAGGAAGGACAAGUGCCAGAGUUUCCCACUGGACCCCAACUUUGCCUUUUACGACAAUUCUACUUUUGGCUUAACUGAAUCAGAGCAGCAGAUGAUAGACCUGCCUGGCUAUUUUGGUUCAAAUGAAGAAGAUGAGACGAGUACAUUAAGUAUUGAGAAACUAGUGGUCUGAAUGACUUGUUGCAACACUGUCAAAGGGUGUGUACGAGAAAAGACCUGCAAAACCUGUUGGUUUAUUAUGAAAGCAAGAAUGGAAACCAGGUUCCUUCUCUUGGAGGCAGAGGGAAGUCCUAAGGGCUGACUUGUGAGAGCAUAUUCUAUCUUAAUUACAGGGAAGUGCUUUCAUGCAUUCCAUGAGCAAACAGAUGGAAAUCAAACCUUGACAUAGAAAUGAUCUGGCAGAUUUCAUCACAUAAAGCAUUGGGGCUCCAUAAAUAAUUUACAUUGAAGCUAAACAGUUUACCUGCUGAUUCUGCUGAUGGACCAACACCAGCAGACCGUGAUUUCCUUAAACAUCCAUUGUUCAAUGUAAAUUAAUAUGUUGUUUCACCAUUUUUUAUCUUGGCUGCCAACAGCUUUUCACACCUCUUUAACAUUCACUGCGGAAUGGCACUGAUUGGUUGCAACUGAUCAAAGAAGUCACAUGAUGCUGUUUCUUUCAUGGACAAGAUGAGAGCACAAACUGUUCUGGAAUGAGCACGGGUUACAUUCAUACAAGUGUUCGGGUUGGGGAGGGGUUGUGAUUCAUCACAUACAGGAUUCUGAAUUUGCUGACAGCACGGGUGCUAAGCAAGUUCAGGAUUGCACAAAUGUUUGUGGAAAAUUAAUUGAAUAGGGACUUAAAUGUGGUCAAAGAAACUUCACUGAGUAACAACUCUGAGUAUCUUCAACAAAUGUUGCAGUAUUCAUGUUCCUGAAAAAAGGGACCUGUUACUUUCCACCUUUUAUCUUAACCAUCUUUGCCUUUGACAUUUUCCUUCUGUUUUCAUUUUUUUGCUUAAAUAUUGACACAAAUAGUACAGUAAGGCAAAAAUAAUGAAUGAGCAAGACCAGCCAAAUGAAACACUUGUUUCAUCAUUAUGUGUUUGCAAACACAAGUGAAAAGUGAGUGAACAUGCCCAGAUCUGUUGAUUCUGGAGAACCUUUCAGUGAGUAGCUUAAUGGAUGUUUUUUUAUUUCUCAGUAAAUGAUAUCGUUUCCAAGUAAGCUAUUAUACCAGUGGGAGUGGCUACUGCUACUCAUAUUCAGAGCUCAUUCAGCAAAAUUAGAAAAAAAUGGAGACACAAAGAGUGGCUGGUGGGCCAGUGUGAUUUGGGAUGCAUACUCAUGCCAUAAGCAUCCCAAAAGCCUCUUCAGAGGCAUAGAGAAAAUGGGUUUUCAUGGGAAAAACAAAGAAAAUAAAAGAAACCUGAGAUGGGAAGUGGAGAAGAGAGAGGCUGAGGAGGGAAGUGAUGGCUUGAAACGCCGCUUCCCACAAAGGGUCAAGCUUCACAGGUUAGGGCUAUGUUCUCCCCUGGUCACUUUUAAGCCCUGGUCCCACAUUUGGAAUUGCUCAAUAUUCAGAAUCAAGGCCCUGCUCCCACAUCCCACAAUGCACAGAGGUACAUGGUGACUUCCCUGUUGCCUAUACUUCAUAAAGUGCAGGAUUAAAGUCAUAGGCUGCCUGUAGAUGUGGUGGUUCAUGUUAUAAUUAGAACUAAUCAGAACAGACUUGAUUAAUUGAGU
This is a messenger RNA of Alligator sinensis (Chinese alligator), 4320 nucleotides long. It is a transcript of the gene THSD1, whose product is annotated as thrombospondin type 1 domain containing 1. The transcript has 5 exons. Gene Ontology annotation, cellular component: cell periphery; cell surface. Bases 218 to 2767 code for a protein of 849 amino acids. The record is from RefSeq and is a predicted model, not a curated record. NCBI's taxonomy places the organism in Eukaryota, Metazoa, Chordata, Crocodylia, Alligatoridae.